UCUAAGUUUAAGCCACACGUCAAUCAUAACAGUAACAUUACAUUAAACUCUUAAUCAUGAUGCCAUGUUUCAUCACAUCAAAGUCAAGCCCCUCUUUCUUCCUUCUUCUCUUCUUCUGCCUCUUUCUCUUUCUCUUCUCAGCUUCUACAUUCUCUAAUGCACGUGUAACAGAUGGCGUUGGCGAGAAAGAGGUGGAGACGAUGAAAUCAAUGUCGGAAGCAAAGAAGAACGCGAACAUGAGUCUCGUGCUUGCCAAGGAAAGAACUCGCCGGAGAGAUUUCUUUAACCAUUUUAACCUUUACACCGGCGGUUGGAAUAUCAGCGAUUCCGAUUAUAUCACGUCAGUUCUUUCUACGGCUGUUCCUUUUUUUGCAGUGGCUGUAGCGUGGUUCGUUGUUUUUGCACUUUUCUUAUUCAUCUGUGCGUGUUACUGCUGUUGUAACGGAGAGCCAAAUGACUAUUCUAAAACUCUCCAUCACUUCUCCUGCAUCUUGCUUAUCCUCUGCACCAUUGCAGCAAUAGGUGGAUGCGCUGUGUUGUACGCUGGUCAAUAUAAGUUUCAUGAAAGCACUUCCAACACACUUGAUUACGUUGUGAGUCAGGCUCAAUUCGUGGCGGAAAAUCUCAGGAACGUGUCAAGUUCUUUCGAUUCAGCUAAGCAGCUUGUGGUAGGGUUUCCUGUGCCUCUAGAUCUUGGAUCGGACCUUGAUGGUCUAAACAAGAAAGUCACCACUGCUGCUCGUUCUAUCUCCGAGAAGACUCAUGAUAAUUCAAAGAUCAUACGCCAUGUCAUAGAUGGAGUGAGAUUGGCUCUUGUUAUUGUUGUUGCUGUUAUGCUCUUUGUCACAUUUGUAGGAUUCUUAUUUUCUUUACUUGGGUGGCAGUGUCCAGUAUACUUCUUGGCGCUUAUUGGAUGGAUUCUUGUUACUGGCACCUUGCUCCUUUGUGGAGCAUUUCUCUUUGUUCAUAAUGUGACUGGCGACGCAUGUGUUGCGAUGGAUGAGUGGGUUGUGAACCCCACUGCGCAUACAGCGUUGGAUGACAUUCUUCCAUGCGUGGAGAGUGAAACCGCGGUGGAAGCCUUGCUACGAAGCAAGGCGGUGGCACAAACUGUUAUUCAAGUAUUUGACACAGUGAUUAGCAAUGUGACAAACGGAAAAUUCAUAGCCAACUACAACCAAUCAGGUCCCCUGGUGCCUCUUCUCUGCAAUCCAUUCAACAGCGACUUCACACCUCGGCAGUGUGCGCCAGGGGAAGUCACAUUCGACAAGGCCACCGAGGUGUGGAAGAAUUACACAUGCGAGGUGAAUUCGAGUUCGUCUGAAGAAUGCAGGAGUGAGGGUCGUUUGACACCAAGCAUAUACAAGAAUCUGGCGUCAGUGGUGAAUGUGACGUAUGGUUUGUUACAUUAUGGGCCAUUUUUGAUUGAGUUAGUUGACUGCAGUUUUGCGCGGAAAGCAUUCGCGGAGAUUAGCAGCGAUUAUUGUCCUGCUUUGCGGAGAUAUACUGAAUGGGUUUAUUUGGGAUCGCUUGUGUUGUCUGUGGCCGUAAUGCUCUCUUUGAUAUUUUGGAUCGUCUUUGUCAGAGAGCAGUGGCAACUUCUUCACCCCUUUGCUUAUUAAAACCAUGUUUUAAUUCUUCUGCUCAUACUACUAAUGCAGUAAUAUAUUCUUAACAUGU
Molecule: messenger RNA, 1680 nt
Organism: Cajanus cajan (pigeon pea)
Lineage: Eukaryota; Viridiplantae; Streptophyta; Magnoliopsida; Fabales; Fabaceae
Cellular component (GO): plasmodesma; plasma membrane
Source: RefSeq, a predicted model, not a curated record